Cladocopium goreaui is the source of this 869-nucleotide messenger RNA. NCBI's taxonomy places the organism in Eukaryota, Dinophyceae, Suessiales, Symbiodiniaceae. The record is from the annotation of a GenBank genome assembly.
CAGCUUACUCAGUAGAGUGAUGUCACCUGGCACCUGACCAGUCUGACACAGAAACCAGGGCUGAAGAUGCCCCGCAAAAAGCAAGUGAAUCUUCCACCCGAGGAAGAAGCCAUCGUUCUGGCCAAUGUUGCCGAGCGAGCAGAGCGGUACGAUGACAUGAUUGAGUACAUGAAGGACCGUGUCAAAGCUGGAAAAGCCCUCAGCAGGGAGGAGAGGGAGAUGUUUGCUGCAGCUUUCAAGGGUGCGAUGAGCAGCCGUCGACUUGCGGUCCGUGUGUGCAAGAGCAUUCAAAGUCAGGAGGAGGAAGCCGAAAAGGAGAAGAACGCAGCUCUUGCAGCGGGAUACCUGAGCAAGGUCCGCUUGGAGCUACAGGGCCUUUGCAUUCAGGUCCUUGAGCUGGUGGAAGGGACCCUUCUGCCAAAGGCAGAGAACGGGGAACCCAUCGUCUUCUACAAGAAAAUGCAAGCUGAUUACUAUCGAUACUUGGCAGAGUUUCUCGAGAACGAUGGCAAGAAAGAAGCUGUUGCCAGUGCAAUCGAAGUCUAUGCGGAUGCAACCACGGAGGCUGAGCGGCAUCUCAUGGUGACGCACCCUGUGCGCCUGGGCGUUGCUUUGAACUACGCGGUGUUCCAGCAGGUUAUCCUCAAGGACACUGGAGCUGCCAUACAAACAGCCAGGGAGGCAUACGUGGCGGCUGUCCGCAACCUGGAGGGAAUGCCAGAGGAAGCUGUCCGAGAUGCGCAUCCACUCCUUGCAGUACUUCUGGACAAUUUGAGGGUUUGGUCGCCUGACGACUUUUCCUAGCCAGUGCCCUCCUUUGUCUCACUCGUCCUACUGCAUCCGCAGAGGGGGAAAAAGUCAACUUUGUG